Messenger RNA from Drepanopeziza brunnea f. sp. 'multigermtubi' MB_m1, 735 nucleotides. RefSeq lists its product as uncharacterized. Lineage: Eukaryota; Fungi; Ascomycota; Leotiomycetes; Helotiales; Drepanopezizaceae. Gene Ontology annotation, cellular component: mitochondrial intermembrane space. Gene Ontology annotation, biological process: phospholipid transport. The record is from RefSeq and is a predicted model, not a curated record. Gene Ontology annotation, molecular function: phosphatidic acid transfer activity.
AUGGUCAAGUUCAACGAGUCCUCCUUCUCCUACGACUACUCUUUUCCCGCCGUGACCCUCGCCUACUUCCUCCGCUACCCCAACCCGUACAGCACCCACGUCCUCUCCACCGAUGUCAUAUCGCGCAGCACCGACGCCGCAGGCCGUCUUCACACCCUCCGCGUCCACCGAAAGUCCUCACGGCUGCCUUCUGCGGUGCUGAAACUGCUGCCGCAAUCUGUGCUGGGGAACGUGAGUGGCGGGCGUUCCGAAAGCUACAUCCUCGAAACCAGCAUCAUCGAUGUGAAAGAAGGAUGGAUGAGGACCGAGAGCAAGAACCUCGAUUGGACUGGUAUACUGAGCGUGGUGGAGAAGCAGGAGUACAGACGCCAGGUUCCUGUGGACGAGGGCGAGGAUUUCAGCGUUGGUGCUGGAACUACAGGCGUCGUUACAACCGUCAUGUUUCGCAGCCGGCUUGGGGACCGGCUGAGGGCGAGGGCGACGAGAAAAGGGGAAGUGGGUGUGGGUGAGGAGGGGGAUGAGCCGAAGAAGGGGUUUCUGGCGAGCUGGAGUACGAGUGGGAUUCAGAGAAGUAUUGAGGCCAUUGCGAGUCGUAAGACAGAGAAUGGGCUGGCGAAGAGUAAGGAGGGUAUGAAUGUUGUUUUGGAGAGGUUGAGAAAUGGGGGCUUGGUGGCCGUGCUGGAUGGGAUGAGGAAGGAUAAGGAGAGGAUGAGUUUUGGAAAGGAGGGCGCCUGA